This is a messenger RNA of Adelges cooleyi (spruce gall adelgid), 2429 nucleotides long. RefSeq names its product heat shock protein 70 B2-like. Bases 94 to 1965 code for a protein of 623 amino acids. Gene Ontology annotation, cellular component: cytoplasm. The transcript has 6 exons. Gene Ontology annotation, biological process: protein refolding; cellular response to unfolded protein. NCBI's taxonomy places the organism in Eukaryota, Metazoa, Arthropoda, Insecta, Hemiptera, Adelgidae. The record is from RefSeq and is a predicted model, not a curated record. Gene Ontology annotation, molecular function: misfolded protein binding; ATP binding; heat shock protein binding.
UGUUCUUCGCGACAAACAACGUUACCUAUUAUUUUAUUGUUAUUAUUAUUAUUUUUUUUUUUUUAAUUGGGUUAAUACUUUUCGAUAAUCAAUAUGAGUAAAGUGCCGGCUGUCGGUAUCGAUUUGGGCACCACGUAUUCGUGUGUCGGUGUCUGGCAACACGGUAAGGUGGAGAUCAUAGCCAACGACCAGGGAAACCGGACUACACCCAGUUAUGUGGCGUUCACGGACUCGGAAAGACUGAUAGGAGAUGCGGCCAAAAGUCAGGUAGCCAUGAACCCGAAGAACACGGUGUUUGACGCUAAGCGAUUGGUCGGCAGAAAAUUCGACGAUCCAAAGAUACAAGCAGACAUGAAACAUUGGUCGUUUGAAGUUGUCAAUGAAGGUGGUCUGCCGAAAAUUGCAGUCGAGUACAAGGGCGAAAGAAAAAUAUUUGCACCCGAAGAAGUCAGUUCGAUGGUACUAAGCAAAAUGAGAGAAAUCGCCGAAGUGUAUUUGGGCGGAAAAGUUACCGACGCCGUGGUCACCGUGCCGGCGUACUUCAACGAUUCCCAGAGACAGGCAACCAAAGACGCCGGAGCCAUCGCCGGACUCAAUGUGCUGCGCAUUAUCAACGAACCCACGGCUGCGGCUCUAGCUUACGGUCUGGACAAAAACUUGAAAGGCGAAAAGAACGUGCUGAUAUUCGAUUUGGGCGGUGGUACAUUCGACGUGUCCAUCCUGGCGAUCGACGAGGGGUCGCUGUUCGAGGUGAAAUCCACCGCCGGCGAUACCCACUUGGGCGGAGAGGACUUCGACAACCGUCUGGUCACGCACUUCGUCGAAGAGUUCAAGCGCAAAGGCAAGAAGGAUAUUAGCGGUAACACCAGGGCCCUGCGCCGGCUCCGGACGGCUUGCGAGAGAGCCAAACGCACGUUGUCCUCGAGCACCGAAGCUUCCCUCGAGAUCGACGCCUUACACGACGGCGUGGACUUUUAUUCGAAAAUCACCCGGGCCAGGUUCGAGGAGAUGUGCAUGGAUUUGUUCCGGUCGACCUUAUCGCCGGUCGAGAAAGCGCUUGCCGAUGCGAAAAUGGACAAGGGCAGCAUUGACGACGUGGUGCUGGUCGGAGGAUCGACCAGGAUACCGAAGAUACAGAAAAUGUUACAAGAUUUCUUCUGUGGCAAAUCUUUGAACUUGUCCAUCAACCCCGACGAGGCCGUCGCUUAUGGCGCUGCCGUACAAGCGGCCAUUCUCAGUGGCGACACCAGUUCCGCCAUACAAGACGUUCUGCUCGUAGAUGUAACACCACUUUCCUUAGGCAUCGAGACCGCCGGAGGAGUGAUGACCAAAUUGGUCGAGCGCAAUUCUCGCAUUCCGUGUAAACAACAGCAAACCUUUACCACAUAUUCAGACAACCAGUCAGCCGUAACUAUUCAGGUAUUCGAAGGCGAAAGGGCAAUGACCAAAGACAACAAUCUUCUCGGCACGUUCAACCUGACUGGCAUUCCUCCGGCACCGCGUGGAGUACCUAAAGUCGAGGUGACUUUUGACCUGGACGCCAACGGUAUACUCAACGUUUCGGCGAAAGAAAGCAGCACGGGCAAAUCGGAGAGAAUAACGAUCAAGAACGACAAAGGUCGGUUGUCCAAAGAAGACAUCGACAAGAUGUUGAAAGAAGCCGAGAUGUAUAGACAAGAAGAUGAAAAACAAAAGGAACGCGUUACCUCGAGAAAUCAGUUGGAAAGUUACGCGUUCAGUGUCAAACAGGCUGUCGAAGAAGCUGGAUCUAAGUUAUCCGAAGGUGACAAAAAGACGGUGUUAGACAGAUGCAAAGCGGUAAUUACUUGGCUGGAAACGAACACGUUGGCCGACAAAGACGAAUUCGAAGAUAAACUGAAAGACUUACAAAAAGAAUGUUCGCCGAUAAUGACUAAACUACACCAAGCCGGUGCAAAGGGUCCGAAUGUCGAGGAGGUCGAUUAAGCAUUCACCUUUUUGUUUUUAAUACUUCAACUCAUAAAUUUCUAUGAUACAAGAAAAAAAUAUUUAAAACAUUAUAAGAAAAAAACAAUCCACAUCAUUCAACAUAGUAUAAUAUGAUAAUAUGACAUAAUAGUACCUAUAUUAUUUUUUUGAUAAAUCAAAUUAAAUUACAUUUUUUGAAAAAAGUUUCAAUUAUGUUAGUUAUUACAAUCCAUAAUUUGUUUCCUUAGCUUUUGCAAUUAUUGUUAUCAUCGUUUAAGAAUAAAUUACUUCAUUAAUUGGAUUAAACAAAAAUCUGCAAUACUGUAUUACUGUAGUUAAUAACAAACACUUGGAAGCUUGUUUUAAACUUAUCAAAAAUAUUACAUUUACAAUACAAAAGUCAAUAAGAGAAUCUAGGUUUUGCUGAAAUGUAUUAUUUUACAUGCUGAGUUAAUAAAUAUAUGCUGUUUAUUAGUUGAAAA